AUGGAGAACGGAUUGACGGAAGUAUGGUCGUCACGAUGGUUUAAAGGAGUACAGAAAGUGUUUUCCCAUUCCAGUCACAAAUAUUUUACAUUGCUUUUUUCUUUAAGCUCCGAAUUGAAAUGCACCGUCAACUUUGGCAUUUAUCUUCCGGACUUGAAAGAAGGGGAAAAGGCACCGGUCCUUCUAUAUCUUUCAGGUCUUACGUGUACAGAAGAUAAUUUUAUCAGAAAAAGCGCAUUUCAGAGGUACGCUUCUGAAUUAAAAAUGAUUGUCGUGAAUACUGAUACAAGUCCUAGAGGAGAUGACGUUGAGGACGACCCGGAAAGUUAUGAUAUAGGAAAAGGUGCAGGGUUUUAUGUGGAUGCUUUGAAUCCAAAAUGGGAUCGUCAUUACCGGAUGUACUCUUAUAUCACCAAGGAAAUUCCACGUUUGAUAACGGAAAAUUUUCCCCAGUGUGACAAAAAUAAGUGGGGUAUUUUCGGUCAUAGUAUGGGCGGCCAUGGAGCUAUUGUCAUAGGUUUGAGAAAUCCGGAUAUCUUCAAAAGCAUUUCUGCUUUUGCUCCCAUUUGCAAUCCAACUAAGUCCCAGUGGGGACAAAAGGUUUUUCCUGCUUAUCUUGGUACGGACUCAAACAUCUGGAAGUCUUAUGAUGCCGUAGAAGUGAUAAAAGCAUACUCGGGUCGUGAAGUCAAAAUCUUAAUUGACCAGGGAACAGUAGAUGAGUUUUUAGAGCAACUAAUGCCUAUCAGUCUUGAAGCGGCACCUUCUAACAAGGUUCACAUACAGUUGCGGUAUCAAGAGGGAUAUGACCAUUCUUAUGCUUUUGUCUCUACAUUUAUCGAAGAACAUUUAAGGUUCCACAAAGAUGUUCUAUCUCAAACAUCGACGUAG
Molecule: messenger RNA, 891 nt
Organism: Enterobius vermicularis (human pinworm)
Lineage: Eukaryota; Metazoa; Nematoda; Chromadorea; Rhabditida; Oxyuridae
Source: the annotation of a GenBank genome assembly